Gossypium raimondii (Peruvian cotton) is the source of this 1832-nucleotide messenger RNA. RefSeq names its product glutamate dehydrogenase 2. The transcript is spliced from 9 exons. Gene Ontology annotation, cellular component: mitochondrion. The record is from RefSeq and is a predicted model, not a curated record. Gene Ontology annotation, molecular function: L-glutamate dehydrogenase (NAD+) activity. NCBI's taxonomy places the organism in Eukaryota, Viridiplantae, Streptophyta, Magnoliopsida, Malvales, Malvaceae. The coding region runs from base 322 to 1557 and encodes 411 amino acids. Gene Ontology annotation, biological process: L-glutamate catabolic process.
AACCAAUACUCGUUCUUAAAAUUCUUUGAUUUUCCUCCGCUCAAUUCACGCCUCCUAACAGUCGCUUGUUCCCAUUCUCUUUUUUCUUUCUUCAUUUUACUCUCUCUUAAAGGAACUUCCCGAAGUAUAUGAUAUGCCCCUUCUCUUCCUUUAAAGAAACGUUCUUUUUUAGCACCCAAGAAAAAAAAAAGUCUCUUCUUUCAUUGAUCAACUUGUUUCUCUUACAGUUCCUUGUUUUAUGCUUCAUACUGUUGUUUCUCUUCAUCUUUCGAUCAGUCCCACUUCUGGGUAUUUCUCGUUUUGAGGUUUUAAUUGGUAGCCAUGAAUGCUCUUGCUGGAACUAGCCGCAAUUUCCGCCUGGCCUCUCGCCUACUUGGCUUGGACUCUAAGCUUGAAAAGUCUCUUCUGAUCCCAUUUAGAGAGAUCAAGGUGGAGUGCACAAUUCCCAAGGACGAUGGAACCUUGGUGUCCUACGUUGGAUUCAGAAUACAGCAUGAUAAUGCUCGUGGUCCCAUGAAAGGAGGAAUCAGAUAUCAUCCUGAGGUUGACCCUGAUGAAGUAAAUGCACUUGCUCAACUAAUGACCUGGAAGACUGCUGUAGCAGACAUUCCAUAUGGUGGUGCAAAAGGUGGAAUAGGAUGCUCUCCUAGGGACUUAAGUAAGAGUGAAUUGGAACGUCUAACUCGCGUCUUCACUCAAAAGAUCCAUGAUCUCAUUGGUAUACAUACAGAUGUUCCUGCCCCAGACAUGGGAACUAAUGCACAGACAAUGGCAUGGAUUUUGGAUGAGUAUUCUAAGUUUCAUGGACACUCCCCGGCUGUUGUUACAGGAAAGCCGAUAGAUCUAGGCGGAUCGCUAGGCAGGGAAGCUGCAACAGGUCGAGGUGUUGUAUAUGCAACUGAAGCUUUACUUGCUGAAUAUUGGAAGGCAGUUAAGGGUUUGACCUUCAUUAUCCAGGGUUUCGGUAAUGUUGGGUCUUGGGUAGCAAGGCUCAUACAUGAGAGGGGUGGUAAGGUUAUUGCGGUGAGUGACGUCACUGGUGCUGUUAAGAAUCAAAAUGGAAUUGAUAUACCUCAGCUGCUAAAGCAUAAAGAAACUACUGGAAGUUUGACAGGCUUCAGUGGCGGAGAUUCCCUGGAUCCAAGUGAACUGCUGGUACACGAAUGCGAUGUUCUUGUCCCAUGUGCUUUAGGUGGAGUGCUGAACAGGGAAAACGCUGCACAUGUGAAGGCAAAGUUCAUAAUAGAGGCUGCAAACCAUCCCACUGACCCGGAAGCAGAUGAGAUUCUAUCAAAGAAAGGAGUAAUAAUACUGCCAGACAUAUAUGCAAAUGCAGGAGGGGUGACUGUCAGCUACUUUGAGUGGGUUCAGAACAUUCAAGGUUUCAUGUGGGAUGAAGACAAAGUGAACAAGGAGCUGAAGAGGUACAUGACUCAAGCUUUCCACAACAUCAAAACCAUGUGCCAGACACACCAUUGCAAUCUCCGGAUGGGUGCCUUUACACUCGGUGUUAACCGUGUUGCUCGUGCAACUCUCCUCCGAGGCUGGGAAGCAUAACAAAUGGCUCUCUUUCCCUCUUAUGAUUUCUAAUCUCCAUCGGAAAAGCUUAAAGCAUUUGAGCUUUUGAAGCUCUUAGCUAGUAAUUGUUCUCCCAUUUUAUCCUUCACGAAAUUUUAUCAAACUUCAUUUCUAUUUAUGGGGGGUAUUGUUAACUUUCAAAUUGUACCAGCUUUGUGUUGGAACAAUGCAUUUUGAAUACCAUAAUAAACACAAAAACUGUGUAAUCAACAUUUAAAUAUUUUCCUUAAAGCCAACAAUAUAGAAGUUAUUCA